This is a messenger RNA of Pipistrellus kuhlii (Kuhl's pipistrelle), 1517 nucleotides long. Its product is annotated as coronin-1C-like. The record is from RefSeq and is a predicted model, not a curated record. NCBI's taxonomy places the organism in Eukaryota, Metazoa, Chordata, Mammalia, Chiroptera, Vespertilionidae. Gene Ontology annotation, molecular function: actin filament binding. Gene Ontology annotation, biological process: neural crest cell migration; actin filament organization.
AGGCGGGAGGCGACAGCGGCUGGAAGCUUCGAGGGGCUUUGCAGUGGGGACUUCGGUGGCGGCGGCGCCGCCUCAGGCACCUCGGCCCUGACACGAUGAGGCGAGGGGUACGACAGAGCAAGUUUCGGCAUGAAUUUGGACAAGCAGUAAAAAAUGGCCAGUGUUAUGAUGACAUCCGUGUUUCUCCAGUGACCUGGGAUGGUUCCUUUUGCGCUGUCAAUCCCAGAUUUGUCUCCACAAUCAUUGGAGCAAGUGGGGGAGGUGCGUUCCUCGUGUUCCCUUUGCACAAGACUGGUCGAAUUGACAAAUCCUGCCCUGCAGUAUGUGGCCACACAGGGCCAGUGCUUGACAUAGAUUGGUGCCCCCAUAACAAUCAGGUCAUUGCCAGCGGUUCAGAGGACUGCACAGUUAUGAUGCGGCAGAUUCCAGAAAGUGGACUCACCCGUUCCCUGACGGAACCUGUGGUGAUUUUAGAAGGCCACGUAAAGAGAGUUGGCAUCGUAGCCUGGUACCCAACAGCCCGUGACGUGCUUCUCGGUGCAGGCUGUGAUAAUGCCAUCAUCCUAUGGAGCGUGGGGGCGGGGGAAGCCCUGAUCAACUUGGAUAUGCACUCGGACAUGACUUGCAAGGUAAGCCGGAACCGGAAUGGCAGUCUCAUCUGCCUGGCUUCCAAAGAUGAGAAAGUGAGAGUAAUCGAUCCCAGGAAACAAGAGAUCGUUGCUGAGGAGAAAGUGCACGAAGGAGCACAACCCACCAGAGCCCUCUUUCUGGCUGACAGCAAUGUCUUCACCACAGGUUUCAGCCGCCUGAGCGAGCGGCAGCUGGCCCUCUGGAACCCAAAAAACAUGCAGGAACCAAUUGCGCUUUAUGAAAUGGACACUAGCAAUGGGGUGUUGCUGCAUUUCUAUGACCCUGACGCCAGUGUCAUUUACUUAGGAUGUGGAAAGGGUGACAGCAGCAUCCGCUAUUUUGAGAUCACAGAUGAAUCCCGGUAUGUCGCUAACUACCUCAACUCAGUCAGCAGCAAGGAGCCUCAGAGCGGGGUGGGUUACAUGCCCAAGAGGGGACUCGACGUGAACACAUGUGAGAUUGCCAGAUUCUUUACACUUCAGGAGAGAAAGUGUGAACCUACUGCCAUGACUGUUCCCAGGAAGUCAGACCUUUUCCAGGAUGACCUGACCCUGAGGCGGCGGGGCCCGGAGCCACGCUGGGGGCAGGAGUGGUUGGAGGGGAAGAAAGUAGAUCCAAUCCUCAUCUCCUUGAAGCACGGAUACAGCCCGGGCAAAAACCGGGACUUCCAGGUGGUGAAGAACAUUCUGGAUAGCAAGCCCACUGCGAACAAGAAGUGUGACCCGAUCAAUGUCCCCAAGAACACCGCAGACACGACCUGUGUGCAAAGUGAAGCCAAGCUGGAUGAGAUUUUAAUAAAAGAGAUCAGAUCCAUAGAAGACACAAUCUGCAACCAGGAUGAGCGCAUUUCCGAGAUAGGACAGCAGAGAGCGGAGACAGCCACCUGA